This is a messenger RNA of Sarcophilus harrisii (Tasmanian devil), 3534 nucleotides long. RefSeq names its product DNA helicase B (gene HELB). NCBI's taxonomy places the organism in Eukaryota, Metazoa, Chordata, Mammalia, Dasyuromorphia, Dasyuridae. Bases 57 to 3260 code for a protein of 1067 amino acids. The record is from RefSeq and is a predicted model, not a curated record. The transcript has 13 exons.
GUUCGAGCGCCAAAGGCUUGGGGUGUAGCGCUCGCUUCGGCCUCGCUACCCCGAGGAUGGGGGACCAAUUACUGUUGCAGGGCCGUUUGUUGCCGGACAAAACCCUGGUAAAGUACGGAGACGACGAUGAGGAGGAGAUGGUUGAGGAUGAGGAGGAGGAGCCGUUCUUUGUGGACGCGGAGGAGCUGUAUACGGAAGGGCUGAGGUCGGGCGGCCUCCCCGCGCGCCAAUGGGUUGUAAUUGAAGAUGAAAAUACCACAAAGAAGGUUCAAGUGUUUGGACGGUUUCCAUUGAUUGGUCCGUGGUGGAAAGUUAAAGUAAAAGUAAAAGUUGUGAGAUCCCAGUACUUUACCGUUGGAUUGCCAUCUUACUUUUUACAGACAGACUUAUCUAAUCAAAGAGACAUUUGUGCACUUUUUCUUAAUGAAUGUGAAUUUCCAGAAAAUUUUAGAUCAGAUUUUUUAAAGUGGGUAUAUAAAAGAUCAAGUUUUCACAACUUGAGCUUUGCAAAUCUUCAAGAAGCACUCGAAGAUUUUGAAGAACAGCAAAAAGAAUCUUCACAGAGAAAAGAUGGAAAUUCUUCACAGGAAAAAAGUCAAAAUGUGCUGAAUAAAAAUCCAAUUGCUUUAAAAAUUGUAAUGAGAGCUUUGAAGUUUCCAAGAAUAAUGGAAUUCAUUCCAAUCCUUCUGCCUCGCCAUUUUCACAAUCUUCUGAACCUAGAACAUCCUAAGAGCUUAUUCAAAGACUUGGAAAAAAUUCUAAAUACAUGUCCAUGGAAACUUGGCUUUAGUAGAAUAACCUACAGAGAAUUGAAGCUUAGUGGGUGUGAAGCAACAUGGUUGGCAUUUUGUCAGUGUGAAUUUCUUUUCCAAAAAAUGAGUAAUUUGGAGAAGAAUGCAUUAAUAACAUAUAAUAAACUUAAACAGAUAUGUAGAGAAUAUGGACACACUUAUAUUAAAGAAGAUGAAUUAACUUCUAAGUUGUCUGGAAAGGUAUCAUUUCAAGAUGUUUGGUCUUCUCUGAAAUUUCUAAAAGAUAAUGGGAUAGUGACAAAUGAGAGAGAAUGUAUCUUUCUCAGUGAUCUUUAUGAAGCUGAAAGAGAUGUUGCUGCUUUGGUUCAUGAUCUUAUGACAUCACCAUCAUGGAAUUUAAAAGUGGAUGUGAAAGAAGUUCUUGCAUCUAUGGAGACCAGAAAAUCCAAGUAUGGAGAAAGAGAUGAUGCAGUGAACACAAGUAAACCUCAGGAAGAAAAAGCAGACAGCGAUGGUCAUGUUUUGGACAUGCAGAGCAAUAAUAGCCAAGUUUUUAAUUCUGAUGAAAAUGAAAUUGAUUUUGAAAUGCCAAACCAAGGACAACUGGAUCAGGAUCAGGUGGCUGCCCUGGAAAUGAUUUGUUCUAAUGCAGUGACAGUUGUCAGCGGGAAAGGUGGCUGUGGAAAGACCACAAUUGUUAGUCAUCUCUUUAAGUAUGUGGAGCAAAUGGAAGAAACAGAAGUUUGGAAAGCUUGUAAAGACUUUGAGCAAGAUCUAGAUGCACCAGAAGAAUGGAACACCUUUGUUCAUCAAAGUGAAUGGAAUUAUAAUAAGUGUAUAGAAGUAUUACUAACAGCACCCACUGGUAAAGCUGCUAGCUUACUGAGAGAGAAGACUCGCCUUGCUGCUUAUACAUUACAUCAGGUAAAGUACAGCUUCUAUUCAUGGCAGAGAACAAAUCGGAAAUUGGAGCACAAAAUUCCAUGGAAAUUUUCUUCAGUCAGAGUUCUUGUUGUGGAUGAAGGAAGCUUAGUUUGUGUUGCAAUCUUCAGAUCAGUUUUAAAUUUGUUGCGUAAACAUGCCAGACUUGUGAAACUGAUUAUCCUUGGUGAUAUCAGACAAUUACCUAGCAUUGAGCCUGGAAACUUGUUAAUGGAUCUAUUUGAGACUCUCAAAUCAAGAAACUGUGCUGUGGAGCUAAAAACUAAUCAUAGAGCAGAAUCUCAGCUUAUUGUGGACAAUGCAUCAAGAAUCUCUAGGCGACAGUUUCCAAAGUUUGAUGCAGAGUUGACAAUUUCCGUUAGUCUGGCUACCUCAAUCCCAAAUCAAAAUAAGAGAUUUAUUUUUGUCAGACUACCUGAAGAUAACAGUCAUUCUCAAUCAUCUCAAAGGAAUUAUCAAUCUCACUUGUAUUCUGCAGUGGAAACUUUACUUAAGGGAGCAGAAGAAUUAAGGAAGCCAGAUGCAUCACAGUUCAUUGCAUUUAGAAAACAAGACUGUGAUGUGAUAAAUCAAUGCUGUUGCAGCUUCUACUCAGGCCACUUAACAAAAAAUCAUAAAGGUAGACUUAUCUUCCAAAAAGAUGAUAAAAUCUGUUGUACCAGGAAUGCUUACCUUUCAGACUUACUCCCUCAACCUUCUAAUAGCCUUCAAAAUGAAAAUUUAGAGUUGGGCCACAUUGAAGAUCUUGAUGCUUAUAGUAAAAAAUCCAAGAAAUCCCAUGGUUCUGAAAAUGACAUUCGAUUAUGCAACGGAGAGAUAUUUUUCAUAACAAAUGAUGUGCAAAAUGAAAAUGGAAGAUUUUUGACUAUUAAUAAUAUGGCUGGUUUGGAGAUUACUGUAGAUUUCAAAAAACUAAUGAAUUUUUGCCAUAUUAGGCAUGCUUGGGCAAGAACAAUUCAUACAUUUCAGGGAUCAGAAGAAGACACAGUAGUUUAUGUCAUUGGAAAAGCUGGUCGACAACACUGGCAGCAUGUUUAUACAGCUAUAACUCGAGGUCGCUCUCGAGUGUAUGUUAUAGCAGAAGAGUCCCAGCUCCAGAAAGCAGUUAAGCAAAAUAGUUUUCCCAGAAAAACUCGUUUAAAACAUUUUUUGCAAAGAAAUUUUGCUGAUAGUUCUACAUUUCCAACAGAAAUAUCAUCCCCUUCCAAAAGCUAUGGACAAAGUAAAGGAUAUAGCUCUCAACCUUCAACAAGUCCAUUAGACCCAAUCAUACCUGAAACUGGUGAAAAUACUUUUAUUAAAACACAUGGCUCUGUAGAUAAGGAUGUGACAUCAGUUACAAGUAGAGAAGAGAAAUUGGUUUCAUCUGUGGAAACUGAUGAGGAAGAAGAUACAUCAGAGUUGAGAGGAACAAAGAGAACUACCACAAAUGACUUUGAAAGUCCAAACAAAUUACUUCUGAUGGAACAGACAUCUCCACUUGUAUCUGCCAGACUUCAAAAUAUGACCCUGAAUAGCUUGACUCCCAAGCAGCUCUUCAAAACUGCAAACAGAGAUGGAACUUAAUUUCUAACUGAAUAGAAUGAUUAUGAUGUAUUUUUGUCUUUGAUAAGAAAAUAUAUAAUAGUAUCUUUAAAUUAUGAUGGUGAAAUUGAUAAAGUGGAAUAUAGUAGCUACCUAUCUUCUGCAGGUGGAGAAGUCUUUUGGAGCCAAGACUGGUAAAUCAGGAAGAGAUCAACCUGUGGGUAAUUUUAUUUUUAGGUAAAACAAAACAGACUUGAAAGUGUGCCUGAAGGCAGCACCCAAAAUGGUGUUUAAAAAAAUGUUUUGAGGAAAGGUU